Messenger RNA from Chironomus riparius, 534 nucleotides. The record is from the annotation of a GenBank genome assembly. Lineage: Eukaryota; Metazoa; Arthropoda; Insecta; Diptera; Chironomidae.
AUGUUUCGAGCAUUGAUUCCAGCAAUAUCAAAUGUUGCAGGAUUAGCGAGGAAUCAAGUUAAAAUCAACACUUUAAAUGUUUUGGCAAGAAAUUUCUCACAAUUUUCAAUUAAGCCUGUAAACAUUCAAUUUCCUGCAUUAAAUACAGCCUGUAAUACGCAAAUAUUAGCACAAAAGUCACUAAUUCAGCCAUGUCAAUCAACAAUUGUAAGAAAUUUAACAAAAUUCUCAUUAAGGAAGGCUAAAAGGAAAAGUGUAAAGGCAGUUAUUAAGAGAUUUUUACGUCUUGACUGGGGAAUUUGGAUUCGAACUCGUGCAGGACGUAAUAAGAGAAUCUGGAGAAAAUCACCAGCACAAAAGUAUAGAGCCAGACAACAUGUCUUCUGUAAUGCAACACAGUCUCAUAUGCUAGAUAAAAUGGCAGGCGAAUAUUACAAGAAGCCAAAGUACUUUGUGGAUGACCUUUAUAGACCAUAUCAUAGUCGAGAAAGCUACUCAAAAACUGCACGAAAGCCAAGAGAUUGGGAUUUAUAA